Messenger RNA from Apis florea (little honeybee), 1070 nucleotides. Its product is annotated as protein obstructor-E. Gene Ontology annotation, cellular component: extracellular region. Gene Ontology annotation, molecular function: chitin binding. NCBI's taxonomy places the organism in Eukaryota, Metazoa, Arthropoda, Insecta, Hymenoptera, Apidae. The record is from RefSeq and is a predicted model, not a curated record.
GAUCAAUCUCGAUUCUAUGAAGACGAAGCGAAAGUAAAGAAGAAAUGUAGUGGGGUAGAAGGUAUAGACUAUGACGAGUCGUUAAGGAGCUGCAGUGUUUCGCGAAGGAGACACAAUUCGAAAGAAGAUCAAAAUAUAUCGUUUAUUUCUCAGUGAUCAGUGUUUGGAAUAAUCGUCGAUUUGAUAAAUCGCGCGAAUCACUUUUAUCAAAUUAUAGAAAAAGAAGAAGAUAAAUAUGAUUAACGUAUAUUUUGUAACGAUAUUGGCUGUGGUUGCUGUAACACAUGGUGCGUUCAAUUGCCCGAGUAAAGAUGGCCAGUACGAAGAUUCGAAACAGUGCGACAAAUAUUACGAAUGCAUCGAUGGCAUCGCCACGGAGAAACUUUGUCCAGAUGGACUCGUUUUCGAUCCCUUGAAUCGAAAAGUAAACAAAUGCGAUCACGUAUUCAACGUUGAUUGUGGAGAUCGUCUUGAAUUGCAACCACCUCAACCGACCAAGAAAUGUCCUCGAAGGAACGGUUUUUUCGCUCAUCCAGAUGCAUCCGUUUGUAAUAUUUUUUAUAAUUGCAUCGAUGGCGAAGCUAUCGAAAUUACAUGUACCACUGGAUUACAUUUCGACGAGUAUAGCGGAACAUGCGUUUGGCCCGACAGCGCUGGUCGAGAAGGAUGCGGAGUAGUAGACAAAAAGUUGAAAGACGGGUUCGAAUGUCCAAGAGAAAGUCAAGUGGACACAAGAGGAAUGGUCGUUGAUCAUCCGAAAUUCGCUCAUCCGGAUGACUGUCAGAAGUUUUAUGUCUGUUUGAACGGAGUAACACCACGAGAACAAGGUUGUAGCGAUGGGACCGUUUAUAACGAGGAACAGCAAAGAUGCGAUGCACCGGAAAAUGUUCCCGGCUGCGAGGAUUGGUACAAAGACGACGAUAAGAAACCAUAAAAAAUGUAUCAUAUUUAUAUGUCCCGCAUCGGGAUCUCUGCAUCGUUUUAAAAUCAUAUCAUCUUCGUUCAACGUAUAAUCACGAAUGUUAGGACAAUCGACAUUGUUCAUAAAUAAAAAAUUUUAUUUUAUCUUA